Messenger RNA from Cynara cardunculus var. scolymus (artichoke), 986 nucleotides. RefSeq names its product putative methyltransferase DDB_G0268948. The transcript is spliced from 2 exons. Lineage: Eukaryota; Viridiplantae; Streptophyta; Magnoliopsida; Asterales; Asteraceae. Gene Ontology annotation, molecular function: S-adenosylmethionine-dependent methyltransferase activity. The record is from RefSeq and is a predicted model, not a curated record. Bases 111 to 893 code for a protein of 260 amino acids.
UUAUUAUUAUAUAUAUCUAUAUCUAUAUCUAUAUCGAGACAGCCUCUGUCUUGUCUUUAAAAAGGAGAAUACUCCCAUCAUCUUCCUAAACAGAGGAAUUCAAGGCGGCCAUGGCCGGAUUAUUCGAGAAGCAAACGGAGGCAUACUUGGACGCACGACCAACUUAUCCCUCCCAUUACUAUUCCAUGUUAGCCAAUCGAACAUCUUCUCACUCUCUUGCCUGGGAUGUCGGAACCGGCAACGGUCAAGCGGCUAUCGGUGUUGCCCACCAUUACCAACAAGUCAUCGCCACUGACAUAAGCCAAGCUCAAUUGAAGCUCGCCAAACCUCAUCCUCGUGUUCGAUACCUUCACACACCACUCUCUUUGUCUGACGAUGACCUAGUUAAGUUGAUCGGUGGUGAAAAUUCUGUAGAUCUGGUCACUGUAGCACAAGCCGUACACUGGUUCGACCUCCCUAGAUUCUACUCCGUCGUCCAUCGCGUUCUUCGAAAACCAGACGGCGUAUUUGCUGUUUGGGGAUACAAUGAUUUCGACAUAACCCCUGAAAUUGAUGCAGCACUGAAAGGCUUCCAUGACACCACCCUUCCUUAUUGGAACGACAACAUCAAGCAUGUAUUUGAUGGUUACCAAAGUUUGGCUUUCCCUUUUGAGGACAUGGGGUUAGGGAGGGAAGGGAAGCCACUGAAGGUGGAUAUACCGAAACAACUGUCGUUUGAGGGGGUUUUAGGCAUGUUGAAGUCGUGGUCUGCAGUGGUGACCGCCAAGGAGAAAGGAGUGGAUUUGUUGUGUGAAAGCGUGGUUGAAGGUCUAGAGACGGUGUGGGGUGGAUCCAAGAGGAUAAGGCAUGGUGCUUACAAGGGUUUCAUGCUUGCAGGAAAACCCCGUUCCUAAUUUGGUUUCUGCUUUUUUCAUUCAAAGUCUUGAAAUAAUCCUUGCUUAAUUUGCUAUCGGGGAUUGAAUUAUAUAUAUAUGUUUAAUUAUUCC